AUGAAUAGAGUAAUUGCCUUUGGGUUUACCACUUAUGAAUCAUUGGUUUAGAAAUUGAGCAGCGCAGAAAAUGCCACAAGUCUCUUCAAAGUAUAUUAGGAAAACAAAGAAUAAUUUAAACAUGAACAUGUAGUACAAUCCUUAAGAGUGCUUGGCAGAUUUAGUCGUUAACUAAAUUCAGAUAAUAAUGUUGCCGAGAUUACAAGUAAAUUGAAUGAAAUUGUUGAUCAAUUGACCGAGUAUGAUGUUGUGGAUGUAUUAUUUUGGCUAAGAAAAUUCAAAUUAAAUCGAAUCCAAACUCAUAUCACUAAUCAAACCCAAAAUAAAAUAUAUUAAAGGGUUUAAUAGAUGUCUGAUAAUUAAAUGUUUUCAUUUAAAAGCAUGUGCAACAUUUAUUAUGAUUUAUCAGUUCUAAACUAAUUCAAUGAUGGUUUGUCUAAAACCAUAUCAGAGUAGAUGUUAACAUCUAAACACUUGUCUCCAUUCCUCUUAAUGUAGUUAUUGAAUACUGUCAUCGUCAAGAUUAAUCAUUGCAGUCUUACCAAAUACGAUUAGACAAUUCUAACUAACUGUAUUAAAGUAUUGGAUAGUUAACUUGACACUCUUGAUAUUGAAUAAAAAGCUUAGGCAUUAAAGGUCUGUGCUGAAGUACAAUUUUAAAAUCUUCCUCCAAAGUUCCAACUACCAAUUUAGGUUAAAAAGAUCAAGGAUUCAUUAUUAGAAAAAACUGAACAACUACAGGAAGACGCAGUCAUCAAUAUCAUUAAGGCUUAUGAAUAUCUCCCAAAAUAGUUCGAACUUGAUCUACUUAAGGAAAUAAAAGAUAUGAUAAUGAAUACUUUGGACUAAAAUCCAUCAAACUUAUCUGACAAAUUCUUAAUUUAAUUAACAGAGAGAAUGAUGAAAAUGCCUCAUUCAAGAGUGUCUUUUGAAAACAUUAAAAAGGUGCUCAUCGAAUUAUGUAAUAGAAUAUCUAAUAAUACCAUCGAUGCUCCAUAAUUAAAUUAUUUGAUGCCAGCUUUAAUUAAAUUUAAAAGGGUAGAGGAGGUUAUCUAAGCCUUAUAAAAGUAAGAAGAGAAAAGUGUAAAAACUUUAAGUUACUUGUUUAUCCAAGGAAUCAAUCUCAAAGAUUCUGUCAAUAAAUUCAUGCAAAACAGAGAUAAGAAAAAGAUUCCUUUUAAUUAGGCCAUCUAUUAUGUAGUUUUUGCUAAUAGAGAUGCUAAGGAACAUUUUGAUACAUUAUAAAAGGUAUGCAAAGAGUAAAUUGAGAAUUCUCCACUUUAAUCACUUAAAGCAAUAAAUGAAGUUGAACUCAACUACUAAGUCAAAUUUCAACUUUAAGAACUGGCUUAUUUUAAAUUAAUUGAACUUGUCAAACAAUAGAAAUAUGAAUUCAUUAAAGUCUUUAAAGACUUAGUAAAUUGUUGUUGCAAUAAUAAAUCUAGAAAUGCUUUCCUAUAACUCUACGAUCAAGUAAGCGCUAAGUAAAAUCCUAAAUUGAUGAUGCAAAAACUUGUUUAAGAUCCUGAUUCCUUUAAUUCUGAAUCCUUUUCUACACUUCUAUAAGUUUUUUAAAGAGAUCCAAAAAACCUUCCAAUCCUAAAAUUUAUUGAUUACAUAACUCUUAAUUAAAAUAGACUUUUAGAAAUUAUUAAAAGUGAUCAAGUCGUAUGGGCUAUCAAAAUAUUGGCUAAUGCUUAUUAGGCUCAACCUGAUGUAAAACUUUUUCCAAUUGUCAACUUCGCCUUCAGAUUUGAAAAUGUUGGAUACGUAAGUAGACAUGUGGGUGUUACACUCAAGAAGAUCGCUGAUUAAUUUAGAAGGAAAAAUCUUAACACCCCCUAUCCUGACCCUAUUUUUGUUAAUUUGUUAAUCACCCAUAAUAUAUUGUCUCCGGAAGACGCUUUAAUUCAGCUAAACUAUGAAAAGGUUCAUUAAUAUACUAAAGUCUAAUUAUGUGGAAUUGCAUUAUAAGCUGAGAGUGUCCCACAACAUAUUAUUCAAUUAAGAGAUAAAAUUAAAGAAGAAAGUUUCAAAGCCUUAGAGUAAGAAGUCAAAUAUUAAACAAUAUUAGAUUUGGUCACUUUGGGUGAUUUUACAAGUGAUGAAUUCACCAAUGUCAGAACCAAAAUCUAAAUCAUUUUGCCUUAAUUGCAUGCUAAAUAAUAUUUUGAUUUGAUCAUGUAUGCCAAAGACUAUACAAUUUUAAAAGAGUUGGCAUCCUCAUUUAAUGAGUUUUCCCAAAAGCUUGGAAUUAGUAGAGUCAUAAGAGCAGCAGAAAAAUUUGCUAAAUACCAAGUCCAAAAUCAACUGGUUUACAAUACACUACUUGAAGCUUAUGGUUAUUAAUUUUUUGGUGUUUUUAAUGAACAAAGAAUUUAGAUCUUAGAUAUAUUUUCAUAAGCCAAAAUUAAAUCACCUGAUCUGUUCAAAAGAACACUUGAAAAAAUUAAAUAAUAACCUUAACCCUAUAAAAGCUUUAUAUUCGAAAUUAUAGAAUUCUGUACCGAUUUGGGUUUAGUUGAAUAAGAAAUCGUAGAUUUAAUUAAUUAAAUAGCAGAUAAAUCAUAAAUUUCAGGUUCAACUGCUCUCAAAUUAUUGUAAUAUCAAGUCUUAGCUGAUCAACCAAUUCAAGUUAUAGAGAAAACUUCAGAAUUGAUAAAGGAUGUCAAAUAUAAGGAUAACCAUAAGACUGCCAUGACCUAUGAAUUAUUACUGAGAAAAUACCCAGGAUCUAAGGCUAUUAAAGCUCAUGGAAUUUUACUUAAUGAAGAAAAAUUAUCAAAGGCCAGGUACCAAAUUGCCAAUCCAAGUAGUAAAAGCAAUUUUUCAUUUGAAUUCUGUACCCAAUAUCUCCAUUUAUUGGGAGUUGAACUGAAAGAAAAUAAAUGUAUUAAUGGUAUCAAUGUUGACUUUUACUUACCCUAAAUUGAGGCAUCUCUCUUUAUUGUUCAUCAUCACUUACUAAAUUUUGAUUAAACAACAAUGAAUGGAAAAGGUAUUUUGUAAAAGAAACUUUUGGAAACAAUUACUAAGUAAGUUAUAGUUGUUAACUUUAAAUAACUUGCCCAAUUAUAAACUCAUGAAGACAGGGCAACAUAUUUGAUGAAUUUAGGCAUACCAAUCAAAGUAGAUAUCACAAAAGUGGAUUAUAGUUCUAUCAAACCAUAUGAAAAAACUGAUAAGGAUAAGCCUACGAUGUAGCAAUCUAAAAACAAUUUUAGGAAAUAAUUUGGAAAAUAAGAUUAUCAAUAAGAUCAUUUGCAAGUUGACAGAGAUUGAUAAUUCAAAGUAGUAUAUAAGCAUUAUCUUAAAAAAAUAUUAUUUUAAA
Paramecium tetraurelia is the source of this 3331-nucleotide messenger RNA. RefSeq lists its product as uncharacterized. The record is from RefSeq and is a predicted model, not a curated record. The transcript is spliced from 5 exons. Lineage: Eukaryota; Ciliophora; Oligohymenophorea; Peniculida; Parameciidae.